Molecule: messenger RNA, 3144 nt
Organism: Podarcis muralis (Common wall lizard)
Lineage: Eukaryota; Metazoa; Chordata; Lepidosauria; Squamata; Lacertidae
Source: RefSeq, a predicted model, not a curated record
CAUUUGAAGUGUGUCUCAGGAGAGCAAAGGAAAUAGCAGUUUAGAUUUGGAGGAUUUUUUGUUUUAAAGCAAGGGGAAUAGUGGUUUGGGGACAAAUCCUGUAGCCUCUGGAGACAGGGUGGCGAGUUUAUGCUGGCACAGAAAGAGGAGACGUCUCGCCUGUGCUCAGGAGGCCAAACAACCCACAGUUGGCAGAGAGACGAGGAUGUUUUCUCGGAAGCGUAGCUUUACCUUUGGAGUCUGUGAAGGGAGGACUGAUGAGGCAGAGCGCUGCAUCAGUGACACCUUAGAUUCACCUGUCCAGGAUCCUCAGGCUGCCCUUAAUCCAGCUGUUCAAAAUAAGGCAGUGGAUUUGUUUGAAAUGAUUGAAAAAAUGCAGAAAAGUCGUUUGGAUGAGCAAAGGUGUUCACUUCCAGCUCCACUCAAGAGAGAAGAGGAGUACAUCCCAUACCCAAGCAUCCAUGAGGUGUUACGCAGAGGGUGGCCCUACCCUCUCAUUAUCUUACCCCAGUUUGGGGGCUAUUGGAUCGAAGGGACCUCUCACAACCUUCCCAUCUCAGGCCCAGAAUUGCAUGACCUGCCAUCCCCUUGCAGUGGCAAAGUGAAGCUGGAGUGUGACCCAACAGCUAAGUUGUACCGCAAGCACUUCCUGGGAAAGGAACAUCAUAAUUUUUAUGCCAAUGACACAACUUUGGGCUACUUGGUCCUUUCCGUGAAGUAUGAACAAGUCGAAAAGCAAGACAACCUCCGCUUGCUUCUGAGGUCUCGAACCAGUACCAAGCACGACUUGAUUCCUAUUUCUUGCCUGAAUGAGUUUCCCAAUGCUGUCCAAAUGGCAAAGCUGCUGUGUGAGGAUGUGAAUGUUGACCGCUUCUUUCCAGUGCUCUAUCCCAAGGCUUCCCAACUCAUUGUUGCAUUUGAUGAACAUGUCAUCAGCAAUAACUUCAAGUUCGGAGUCAUCUACCAAAAACCUGGGCAGACCACAGAGGAAGAAGUCUUCAGUAAUACUGAAGAGAGUCUGGGCUUCUUAGAGUUUUUGAAUAUCCUUGGAGACAGGAUCCAGUUGCAGGAUUUCCGUGGCUUCCGAGGUGGCUUGGAUGUUACUAGAGGUCAAACAGGAUCUGAGUCUAUCUACACACAUUUCCGGGGCAAAGAGAUCAUGUUCCAUGUCUCUACGAUGUUGCCCUUCACAGAGGGAGAUGCCCAACAGCUUCAGCGGAAGCGCCACAUUGGGAACGAUAUCGUGGCCAUUGUCUUCCAGGACGAAAAUACUCCCUUUGUCCCCGACAUGAUUGCGUCAAACUUCCUGCAUUCCUAUGUGGUCGUGCAGCUCCACCACAACGCCCUGGGGGAGACUCUCUACAAGGUUUCUGUUACAGCCCGUGAUGACGUCCCUUUCUUUGGGCCUUCUCUGCCAAAUCCAGCAAUAUUCAAAAAGGGCACAGAGUUCCGUGAAUUUCUUCUGGCAAAGCUUAUAAAUGCAGAGCACAGCUGCUACCAUGCUGAGAAAUUUGCUAAGCUGGAGGAUCGUACCCGCAGUGCCCUCCUGGAGAGCCUUUAUGAGGAGUUGCAGAUUCGUAGCCGCAGUAUGAUGGGCUUGGCCUCUGGUGAUGAUGACAAAAUGGAGAAUGGGGGUGGCGGCUUCUUUGAGAAUUUCAAGCGGGUGAUCCGGGGCCGUAGCCAGAGCCUGGAUACCAUGGGCAUAGCCAUGAGGAAGCAGCACCAACAGCAGCAGCAGCAGCCAUCAACUCCACCCAAUCGCCCAGCUACUGCUGGCCUUGCCCUCAACCAGAGUGUCGCCGAAGGCACCAAGGCUAUUGCUGCGUCCUUUGCCCUACCUGGGAGAAGCCCGUCACGCAACCGAGGUAGCCGCUUCAAUGGCCGACGCAGUAGUGCAAUUGGCAUUGAGAACAUCCAGGAGGAGAAAAGCAAAGACAUUGCUGAAAGGAUACAGAAAGUGUUGGAGAGCACAGGGCCCUUCUUUGACCUCAAGUCGGACGGCUCUUCCAGUCCCAGCUCCCCAGAAUUCCCCAACAGGAAGAACAACAGAGCCCUCUCCGGUCAGACAUCAGGGUAUUGCGUGAUGCAGCCCUUGUCCCGUUCCUCGUCCAACGUGAGCAGCUGUUGCAGCGGAGUGAGAGAAAAUGAGACAUCGGAGGAGGAGGAGAACGAGGCGGAGUUGAUGUGUUCCCUUGAAGGUCCCCAAAAGCAGGAGUCCCUGACUCAGAGCGCGUGGUUAGAUGAUAGCGUCUGCACACCCAGCAGUACCAGCUCACCAGUAACUCAGCUGCUCCCUCCAAGCAGUGCUGCAGGCUCCAUGGAGAAGGGGAAAGGCAGCAAAGUGGAUGCUCAUCGUUACAGUCCAGCCUCCAUUUUGUGCUGUGUGUGAUGUCAUCGCUGGAGGGGUGUCUCAGUGCAUGCUGGGUAAUUCUCAGGAUUUGAUGCCAAAGUGAGACCUCAACAGCAGCUCACCCAGAUGUCCGGAGGAGUUGAAUGCUGGACUCCCCAAGAACGCCUGACCUGACCUUUCUGCUUCAUUCAGUGACAGCUGCACCACAGGCAGUAAGGAAACCAACCACAAAAGUCCAAAUCGUGGCAUUCGCUCACCCACAUGUGUCAUUCUAGUUCAGCAACCUCAGGAGAUCAGAAAGUCAAGAGGGGGGAACAGGGGUCUCCUGCCAUAGUUUCAGAAACAAACAAGAGGAGAGAGAUCUUUCUGUCUGUCCUCAUAACUGCUAAAAUUUAAAAACCCAAGAUGUGCCCCCACAGGGCCUUCUUAGAAAGGCUGUGUUUGUACCCAUUCUUCUGAGCACAGGCUUUAUAAAACUAAGGAAUGAAAGCCCUUAUCACUCUAAGGAUGGCACCUGGUAUGUGAGAGCUCCUCAACUGCUUUAUGCAGCGUAGGUAUCUUGUGCCAAAGUGCACAGGUGUCUGAUAGUGGGAGGGAUUUGUGUUCAUCUCAUCCUUCAUGGGAUUCAACAGGUCUUUGUUUGGUAUCUCACUGUACAACAGUCCCUCCAACCACUCCAUUCUCCCUUAAGUCUCUGUGCCAUCAAGAACCUAUAAAUGUGAAUUUGUGACCCUUGCUCCAUGCUUCUUGUGUCUGUGGUGUCUGGGCUUGCAAUAAAAGACUACUGUGACCAA